Lithohypha guttulata is the source of this 1527-nucleotide messenger RNA. RefSeq lists its product as uncharacterized. The transcript has a single exon. The coding region runs from base 1 to 1527 and encodes 508 amino acids. The record is from RefSeq and is a predicted model, not a curated record. Lineage: Eukaryota; Fungi; Ascomycota; Eurotiomycetes; Chaetothyriales; Trichomeriaceae. Gene Ontology annotation, molecular function: FAD binding.
AUGAGGAGCAGCGUAAGAUGGCUGGCGACGACGCUGCUCAUCAUAACAGGUUGCGCGGAGAAUGCUCAGGAGGACAUUCGACCCGAUUUGAGCAAGUUCUCUAUAUGCUCUGUUCUCAGCUCUAGCCUUCCAGACUCAGUCUACUUUCCUGAUGAUCAGGUCUAUCAAUCACAGACGGACUCAUACUGGGCGACGAAUCAAGGAGAGCUCGCGGCAGCAUGUCGCGUCACGCCACGGAGCCGCGAAGAUGUGCAGAAGGCCAUGUGGGUACUGUCGCGGAGUAGUAAGAGCAGUACUUUCGCCGUGAAAAGUGGUGGUCAUUCUGCCGUUGCAAAUACCUCGAACAUGGAAAGUGGUGUUGUAAUUGACCUCGAGUUGCUUAACCAUAUCAAUGUUGAUACGGAGAUAGGUAUCGUUGACAUUGGACCUGGCGCACGAUGGGCGGAUGUAUAUCGACACGUUGAUAUGUUGCCUGGAAUCUAUGGUGUCGCUGGUGGCAGGGCAGGAUCUGUCGGUGUUGGAGGCUAUUUCGUCGGCGGAGGACUUUCUGUUUUCACAGGCACACAUGGUUGGGCUUGCGAUAAUGCCGUUGCCUUUGAGAUUGUGCUUGGUAAUGGCAGCAUUGUUCAGGCCAGUCAUCGGAGCCAUCAGGAUCUGUUCAGAGUAAUCAAGGGUGGUGGGAGCAAUUUUGGGAUCGUGACAAGAGUGAAGACUCGAUUGAUACCGCUUGAGCGGCAGAUUGACGUGACCCAGAUCUCGUAUGAUUGGACUCAGCUUCCUACAGUAUUGGAAGCUUUGAGCCGAUAUACAGCUGAAGCAGACACUGAACCCGAGACGACAGUAUCAGUGAGUAUUGGUGGUCUCAUGAAUGGUGGUGCUAUGUUGGUUACAGUGGUUCUGACAAGCCUCUACGACACCUACCUGAGCGAAUCAUUGAGACCUUUCUUCAAGAUCAGACAUGUCUUCAUUCAACGACAAAGAAGAUCCCAGCUAGACAUCGCGCGAUUAUACGACAGCUCGGAGCCGAAAGGCUUCCGUGAACACCGCACCACCACGACUGUCGAGAACGACGCAUUUCUUCUGUUGAUGAUGGCUCGAAAUUUCUCUGACACUGUUGCGCCUGCCGUGGCGAAGCUGAAGGAAACCGGUUCGCAAGGUGGACUGCUACUUCAGCCGCUUACUUUAUCACAUCUCAGACAUUCGAAGGACAACAUGAUAGGGUUGCAUAAAGCAAAAGAACCGUUAAUUCUCAUAUCAACUGUGAUUCGUCACUCACAGCCAGAGACGGAUGAGAAAGUCGAAGAUCUGCUUUUGGAUCACAUGAGACAGGCGAACGAGUUGGCUCUAAGACGAGGUUCCGCACAUGCUUGGAGGUAUUUGAACUAUGCAGGUAUCGAUACGGACCCUUUCGAGUAUCACAAAGGCGAUGAUAGACUGUGGUCAUUCGUGCUUGCGACGAAGGAGAAAUAUGAUCCAUCGAACGUUUUUGGGGAACAGAUCCGGGAUCCUUUCAGGAUCAAUAGCUAA